GUCAAGGUUAACAGGAAGUAGCUUGUUGACACAGAAACGGUGUUAGCUUAGGACGGUGUACAGGAGCAUGUUUAUGCGUUUUAGUUAUAGAUUUGCUGAUGUGACACAGGCGACUCCAUUCCUGCUUUCUAGGGGACAGCUAAUACAAGAUCAAAACCAGCGCCUGCUCAGAUAGUUAAGUCUGAAAUGGACGAACCCACAGACACAUCUGGUGGUGAAGACACUAAAGUUAACGCAAAAGCAAAGAAGAAUGGGAGAACCUCGUUGCUGGACAGCGGGGAGGACUUUGAGGUUCUGAAUGAAGACGACCUCGAAGAUGAUGAGCCCCCUCCUCUCGAAGAUGCUGGGAGUCCAACUGUCCAAGAAAAGCAAGACAAAAAUGAAAGUCCACUGGAUUCAAGUCCUGUAGAUGAGUGGCUGGAUGUUUUAGGUAAUGGUCAGCUGAAGAAAAAAGUACUGGUGCCAGGUAAAGGACGAGAUAGUAGACCACAAAAAGGACAAAAUGUUAAAAUCAAUCUGAAGACCACUAUAAGUGAUGGCACCGUUGUUGUGGAGAUAUCUGACCUGUCGUUCACUUUAGGAGAUGGUGAUGUCAUCCAGGCACUUGACCUCACAGUGCAGCUUAUGGAAUUGGGAGAGAGAGCUCUAGUACUUACUGAUGCAAAAUAUGCAUAUGGUUCUCAAGGAAGUUUUGACCCUAAAGUCCCUCCAAACGCUGAGCUCUCAUUGGAGGUGGAAUUGCUGGAGGUCACUGAUUCUCCUGAACUGGAACUACUGCCCCCUCGAGAAAAGAUUGCCCUGGCUGAUCAUAAAAGAGAAAGAGGCAAUGCCCACUAUCAGCGUGGGGAUUAUGCUUUUGCUGUGAAUUCUUAUAGCAUAGCCAUGCAAAUAACAGAUUCUAGUUCAAAAGUUGAUAUAACUACUGACGAAGAAAAUGAACUUGUAGAUGUCAAAGUUAAAUGUUUAAACAAUAUGGCUGCUGCUCAGCUUAAACUUGAUCACUAUGAAGCUGCUCUUAAAUCCUGCAUCUCAGCACUGUCACACCAACCAGAAAAUGUGAAAGCACUUUUUCGAAUGGGAAAGGUUUUGGCCUUGCAAGGUAACUACACAGAAGCUAUUCAAACUUUGAGGAAAGCGCUGAAGUUGGAACCCAGUAAUAAGACUAUACACGCAGAGCUUUCCAAACUGGUGAAGAAGCAUUCUGAGCAGAGGGGCGCAGAGCAGGCCAUGUAUAAGAAGAUGCUGGGAAACCCUUCCAGUUCUGGAAGCAGUAUACAGAAACACAAGGCAAAGUCAUCAUGGGGUCUCAGUUGGAAAUGGUUAUUUGGAGCCACUGCUGUAGCUAUUGGUGGUGUAGCAUUAUCUGUUGUCAUAGCUGCUAGAAACUGAACCAAGCCUGCGGUAAUGACCUAGUCCAACCUUGACAGGAGGAAGCCUAUAUUCGGCAGCACAUCGGGCCGUACCUUUUAACCUGAGUUGUGUGUAUAGAUGCCAUUGAUGGGUUGCCACUUGACUCUCUUCUCUCUGCUAUGCUUGAGGUAUACAAGUGGUACAUACUAAUCUCAAAUUUGCUAUUUGGGAGAUGCACAAGUAAAAUGUGUAAUUAUAUGCAUGUCUUUAUCACAUUGUCAUUUUCUACUACUUAUGUUUUUUUUACUAGUAUUACUAGGCUGUGUGGAUUUUAGUUAAAAUCAUUAACCCCAUUUUAAAACCCAUAGAUUUUUUUAAAAUGACAUGCUUUCCUGCAUUCCUUAUACAACUGUUAUACUUAAGCAUUUACUCUAUAUUGUGAUAAGACCAAAUUGAUUUUCUAUUGGUUUGAUGGUUAUUCCUUUUUUUGGCAAUCACUGAAGAAAGCCGACAAAGCCAAUUCACGCAUUCCUUGUGUUAAAUUGUUAUUCAUCAAAAUAAAACUUGUAUGCAAUAAAAUAAAA
Molecule: messenger RNA, 1934 nt
Organism: Boleophthalmus pectinirostris (great blue-spotted mudskipper)
Lineage: Eukaryota; Metazoa; Chordata; Actinopteri; Gobiiformes; Gobiidae
Gene: fkbp8
Product: FKBP prolyl isomerase 8
Exons: 9
Coding region: 187-1389 (400 amino acids)
Molecular function (GO): peptidyl-prolyl cis-trans isomerase activity; protein binding
Source: RefSeq, a predicted model, not a curated record